Messenger RNA from Hypomesus transpacificus, 3636 nucleotides. RefSeq names its product E3 ubiquitin-protein ligase RNF166. Gene Ontology annotation, biological process: ubiquitin-dependent protein catabolic process; protein polyubiquitination. Bases 220 to 1179 code for a protein of 319 amino acids. The record is from RefSeq and is a predicted model, not a curated record. Lineage: Eukaryota; Metazoa; Chordata; Actinopteri; Osmeriformes; Osmeridae. The transcript has 5 exons. Gene Ontology annotation, molecular function: ubiquitin protein ligase activity.
GCUAGUUGUCGUCAACGAACAGUCUAUCUUCUAAUGUUUACUUGUUUCCAGCUCCGGCGUGUCCUCAAGUGAAACGUAGUCUUUGUCAUUAGACAUGUUUAUACGGAUAAUCAUUCGUUAAUUAGAGCACCAUCUAUGUUGUAAUUUGCGGCAUCUGUUCCCAAGGAAAAGGAAUAUCUGUUGUCGAGAGUGAAUAGCGAACUGAGCUUAUUGUUCGUGAUGGCGAUGUUCCGCAGUUUUGUGUCUGCUACCCAGCUCCGACAGCAUCAGCAAGCGAGCGGGGCAUCCUCCGCCACGGCUCCAGGGGAGAGCGUCGAGAGCCAGUUCUCCUGCCCCAUCUGUCUGGAGGUCUACCACAAACCCGUCAGCAUUGCCAGCUGUGCUCACACGUUCUGUGGGGAGUGUCUGCAGCCCUGUCUGCAGGUGACCUCUCCUCUCUGCCCCCUGUGCCGGAUGCCCUUUGAUCCUAAGAAGGUGGACAAGUCCUCCAGUGUGGAGAAGCAGCUGUCCUCCUACAAGGCACCCUGUAGAGGCUGCAGCAAGAAGGUGGCUUUAGUUAAAAUGAGGUCCCACAUCACCUCGUGUACGAAGGUACAGGAGCAAAUGGCCAACUGCCCUAAGUUUGUACCAGUGGUUCCCACAACACAGCCCAUUCCCAGUAAUAUUCCAAACCGCUCAACCUUUGUGUGUCCUUACUGUGGUGCCUGCCACCUGGACCAGCAGGAACUGGUCAAACAUUGCAUGGACAAUCACCGCAACGACCCCAACAAAGUGGUGUGUCCUGUGUGUUCAGCCAUGCCCUGGGGAGACCCCAGCUACAAGAGCUCCAACUUCCUGCAACACCUUCUCCACAGACACAAGUUCUGCUACGACACCUUUGUGGUAAGGAGGGGAGAUGAAGAGAUGGAGGAAGGGAGGGAAGGACAAUUGUGUUUUGCUGUGUCUAUUUGUGAGUGUGUGUAUUGCAGGACUACAGUAUUGACGAGGAAGCUGCUCUCCAGGCCGCGCUGGCUCUCUCCCUGGCAGAAAACUGAGUCCACCACACACACCAUGUUGCCACACCUAUCUCUGCCACGCCAAUCUCUGUCACGCCCCUCAGUGCCCCUGUCCCCAUCAGAUGUGUCCCACUCUGUGGUCAGAGAGAAAGCGACAGAGAAAGUGAGAAAGAGUGGUGUAUGAGAAGAUUCUGCCAACAGGGUUAGAAUCUUCAACAUCAGCAACAAUCCUCAUUGUUGUCGUUUCUAUGGAAAUAUCUCAGCAUCAAGACCACAGGACUGGCGUUGGGGUUCUGUCAAGACUCAACAAGCGAUGGUGUCCCGCAUUUGAGGAGAGUGGCAUCUGUCAGUGUUCCAGAGACUGCUGUGCGUUUGUCUUUGUUUGUGUUUGGCCUCUACGCGCAGGUUGUGAUUGGCUGAGUUCUGCUGCCUGCUUUAGGCAUGACCAGAAGAUCACUGAUCUAUCCAUCAUUCAUGUAAACAUUGUCACAACCCAAACUACUGCCACCGCCUCAAAACAAAACCAACAAGCUACAACCUUUUUUAUUCUAGAUUUCUUGUGAAUUCUAAUCAGCAUUUUCUACAUAAAUGAUCUGUAGUUCUUGGUUUAUAAGUACAGGGACAAACAUCUAGGAAUCAGUUUCUGCUUCUAUCUACCUUUUACCUUGUUACCUUGCUGCACUGAUAUUUUUAUGAUUCAUCACUACCAGAUAAAACUAAAAGAAGAUAUAUCUUUUUUGGAAGAAAACAAUGUUCAAAUGGUGCACUAUUAACAAGAAAGUAAAACACAUGUCUGUGGGGACUUUUACCUUCUUUUUACAUCUUACCAUUUGUACUGUUGUUGCGCAGCGUUCUGGCUCUGCAAGGGAGAGGGAGAGCAAGCAUGAACUCUGCACUGGUGUGGCGUAGUACACAUACUCAGUCACUUGAGGGAGCCACAUCCAUAGGAGUGGGCCUUCACCACCAACCAAGCUCCAGAAAUAAGGUUCUCUGCUGCUGUGCAGACAGGGCUAAAUGGCUGACUGAGGACUGACAUUAGUGUGUGUCCGUGUAAAGAGAAGUGGGUAUUCCUUGUACACCCUCAAUUACACUACUGUGUAGAUCUUACUCUUUCUGACCCCCCUCACCACAUGACAGAAAAUAACUGUGAGAGAGAUGGCACAGUGGUCUGAUCAGGUCAGAAUAACGAUGUCUUAAUCAAAGGAUGCAUGUUUUCAUAAAGGCCUUUGAACUAAGAUGAAACUGUUAGUCUUUCUGACUGGCUUCAUGUAGACGUUCUAGUUCCUGACAGAAACUGAGCUCAUCAAAUACAGCAGGGACGAAGGGAGGGACUAAGAGAGAGGGAGGGAAACAGGGAGUUGUACAUGAUUGAGGAUGUGAGACUUUGCCAUGUCUCUGGUAUGGAAUGUGCAUUGUUGUGCUCUUUUAAUUUUGUUGCAAUAUCUUUCCUACACAAAGAAUGCAUUGAAAUGGCACUUUAUGAAUUCAUUCAAAAAUAUAUUUGAGCAGAAAUGUUAUUCUAGUUAUUUUAGGUGUGACUGGAGAAACUGAAUGAGUGGAGAAUGCGUGAGCACCCUGUGUGUCCCUGUGGAGGAACCAGUGAGUGUUUCUGUAAAGUCACAGUAUGCUGUCAGCCAUUGUCAAUAAGGCAGUCAGUCAGUCGGUUCUGUUGUACAGAGCAGAUGUGAAAGCAGGACAGAAUGGGCCUCUUGAUGAUUGUUACACUGAGAUGGUCUGAACACUCAGUCCACGAGCACUCAGGACCUGAUCCAUCUAACCCAGGUCUGCCUGGACCCCAGUGUUCGGAGGAAUGCAGAUGGAGCGGGUGACAAGCUGCAGACACGGAAGAGGCUUGUGAAGCAUGUCCCUCCUGGGACCCGGUAGAUGGGUCAGACAUCUUACUUUUUUUAGUUGAUUUACACAAAAGGGUAGUCGUUGAUAAGGACUCUUCUAAGUGUAUGUACGGUAUUGUCUGGUCCACAUCUAUAGCUGUAGCAUAUAUUUCAAUUUAUAAGACUUUUGAUAUUACAUUCUCUAUUUAAUUUGUUCCUGUUAUGUUAUAUGGAGCAUGCUUACCUUCCCUUACCUCCUUAUAAAUUGAUAUGUUUCAACCCUUUGUAUUGUUGCUCCCAUGGAUUGCCCAUAACAACCAUGAUAGAUUGUAUCUUACUUAUGGUGUCCCAGGUCUAGGGCCUGGACCUAGCCUGGUUCUAGCUUGGCUUGAGCGUCAGGAACACCUGAACCUCGCCCUAGGCCCUGGUACUUGCCUGUUGAACAGGACGCCGUUUUGGCCAGAGAGGAAGUGACUCUGGGUGCCAUUUUGUUUUCCUGACACUGCAGCAGAUGAGUCAGAUUUGCUUGGUUGUUCUGGUGCUCGGCCUUGGUCUGGUCCUAGUUCUAGUCCUAGACUUGUUACUAGGGAGCUGUCCAGGGCAGGCUAGAUCAUGCAAAAAAACGAUGUAGUAUUUGUUACGUGUGAUUUCUUUGUUCUUUACCUAGUAAUAAUGGGCAUAGUAAAAGCAGUAUGAGUCAUGAUGCGAGCCAUGUGGCGUCUUCAGUUGUUCCACUGUUUCAACUUUAAUAAGAUAUUAUACUUAACUAUGUAUUUGUGGCAGUUUUUUUUCUCUCUGAAUAAACAAAC